CUUGCUGGCAGAGACAUGGCGUGGUGGCCAAUCGGAGCCUCUCUGUUUGCCAGCAGUGAGGGCUCAGGCCUCUUUAUUGGACUGGCUGGGACUGGUGCUGCUGGGGGAAUCGCUGUCACCGGCUUUGAGUGGAACGCUACAUACGCGCUGCUGGCGCUGGCCUGGGUCUUCAUCCCAGUCUACAUCUCAUCUGGGAUCGUCACCAUGCCUGAGUACCUCCAGCGGAGGUUUGGAGGCGAGAGGAUCCGGAUGUACCUCUCUGGGCUGUCUCUCCUGUUGUCCAUCUUCACCAAAAUCUCUACUGACCUGUACUCAGGAGCUCUGUUCGUGCAAGUCUGCCUGGGCUGGGACCUCUACCUCUCCACUGUCCUGAUGCUGCUGGUGACAGGGCUGUACACCAUUGCAGGGGGGCUGGCGGCCGUCAUCUACACUGAUGCCCUGCAGACACUCAUCAUGGUCCUCGGAGCCAUCAUGCUGGCAGUGAGAGCUUUUAAUGCGAUCGGAGGUUACUCCAACCUGGAAGAGGCCUAUCUAAAAGCUGUGCCGUCCAAGAUCGUUCCCAACACGACCUGCCACCUGCCCAGAACGGAUGCCAUGCACCUCUUCCGAGACCCAAUCUCUGGAGAUCUGCCCUGGACAGGGAUGACAUUUGGGCUGUCCAUCAUGGCCACGUGGUACUGGUGCACCGACCAGGUCAUUGUGCAGCGGUCACUCUCUGCAAGGAACCUGAGCCAUGCCAAGGCCGGCUCCAUCCUGGCCAGCUACCUGAAGAUGCUGCCCUUGUUUGUCAUCAUCAUGCCAGGCAUGAUCAGCAGGGUCCUGUUCCCAGGUAAGGGCAGGCAUGUCAGAAAGGAAAACGCCACGGGCUGCGUCUCGCUGAGCCGCUUGGAUGCUGUGGCCUGCGUGGACCCUGAGGAGUGCACUCGUGUGUGUGGGGCUGCAGUGGGCUGCUCCAACAUCGCCUACCCCAAGCUGGUGGUGGAGCUGAUGCCCAGCGGGCUGCGGGGUCUGAUGAUUGCAGUGAUGAUGGCCGCACUCAUGUCCUCCCUCACCUCCAUCUUCAACAGCAGCAGUACUCUCUUCACCAUGGACAUCUGGAGGAGGAUGAGGCCAGGGGCCAGUGAGCGCGAGCUGCUCAUGGUGGGCAGGGUGGUGACCGUGCUGCUGGUGGCUUUCAGCGUGGUGUGGAUCCCCAUCCUGCAGAGCUCUGGCGGCGGGCAGCUCUACAUCUACAUUCAGGCUGUCACCAGCUACCUGGCUCCUCCUGUCACUGCUGUCUUUAUCCUGGCUGUCUUCUGGCCCCGUGCUAAUGAGCAGGGAGCCUUCUGGGGCCUGAUGGCAGGGCUGGUGCUGGGGCUGGCCAGGAUGGGGCUGGAGCUGGCACACCCCACACCCCGCUGCGGGGUCCCCGACAGGCGGCCCUGGCUGUUGGCUGACCUGCACUACCUGCACUUUGCUGCGCUGCUGUGUGCCAUCGCGGGGGCUGUCGUGGUGGGGGGCAGCCUGAUGACUCCCCCACCACCCUCGGACAGGCUGCGGAAUCACACCUGGUGGAGCCUUUCUCAGGAGCCUCCCCAGCACUUCAUGGAUGGCACAUCACAGAGAUGCCCGGAUGGUGAGUGGUACCCAGCACAGGGGUAUCCCUGGCUCUUUGCCUAAACGUAUCAUCCCUGCAACAUGGAUGCCCAGUGCCUCAGUUUCCCCAUGGUCUUCUGUCCCCACAAUCACUGUUUGUCUCUGCCAGGCUCCUGCUCAGCUGCCCCGGGUAGCCGGCAGGCAACUGAAGGACUCCCAGCCCUGCGAGACACCACUGAGUCCCCUUUCUGGACCUGG
This is a messenger RNA of Phasianus colchicus (ring-necked pheasant), 1833 nucleotides long. The record is from RefSeq and is a predicted model, not a curated record. Lineage: Eukaryota; Metazoa; Chordata; Aves; Galliformes; Phasianidae.